GGCGCCGCCUCCCCGAUGGCGACCCCCGAGGAGAACGGCAGCGGCGGCGGCAGGACCGGCGCCCGUCGGGGGGUCUCCCUUUCCGGGGAGCAGGAGCUGAUGCGCGCCUUCGAGGGCUCGGCGCCGGGCCGGGGGCUGCCCCGGUGGGGGUGGCGCCUGUGCCUGGCGCACCGCUUCGCCGAGCGCAGGAAGCCCUACCAGGCCUCCGACGUCUCGGCCGCCGACGCCGUCAAGCACCUCGGACUCGCGCUCAGGUACUUCAGGUGGUGGUACCGGAAGACUCGCGUGGAGAAGAAGCAUCCCUUCAUCAACCUCUUCAACUCCCAGCCCCUGCGCCAGAUCUAUGGCUGCCCGUUGGGGGGUUUUGGCGGUGGCACCAUCACACGAGGCUGGCGGGGGGACUUCUGCCGGUGGCAGCUGAACCCUGGGCUCUACCACUACAAGACGGUGAUCGCUGACCAGUUCACCGUCUGCCUGCGCCGGAAGGGCCAGACCGUCUACCAGCAGGUGCUGUCGGUGGAGAAGCCCAGCCGCCUGCAAGGAUGGAACUGGGGCUUCUGCGGCCACUACGCUUUCUACCAUGCUCUCUACCCCCGUGCCUGGACUGUCUACCAGCUGCCCGGGCAGGACGUGGUGCUCACCUGUCGGCAGGUCUCCCCCAUCAUCCCUCAUGAUUACCAGGACACCAGCCUGCCCGUGGGAGCUUUUCUCUGGGACGUGGAGAACCAGAGCGGGGAGGACAUGGAGGUCUCCCUGAUGUUCACCUUCCAGAACGGCACCGAGUCCAAGGGGGACCGGAUUGGGGGCCACUGGAAUGAGCCCUUCUGCCUGGAGAAGGACGGCCGCUGCGUCCGGGGUGUGCUGCUCCACCACUGCCUCCCCGUGAACCCCUACACGCUGGCCAUCUCUGCCCGGGAGAAGGCAGGCACCACUGUGACCCACCUCACCACGUUCAACCCUGCUGGCACUGGGCAGGAGGUGUGGCAGGACCUCCUGGCAGAUGGCAAGCUGGCAUCCCCCCCAGGGAAAAGCCCCCCAACGGAGAAGGGGGAGCCUUGCGCAGCAGCUGUGUGUGCCACCUGCACGGUGCCAGCUUCUGGGCACUCGACGCUGGAGUUUGCCUUGGCCUGGGAUAUGCCCUGCAUUCGGUUUGGCUCCAAAGAGAAGGAGCACCGCAGGAGGUACAGUCGCUUCUUUGGCAGCAGGGGAGAUGCCUGCCCGGCUCUGUCUCACUACACCCUCUCGUGCUACCAGGCGUGGGAGGAGAAGAUUGAGGCCUGGCAGCGCCCCAUCCUGGAGAACAGUGACCUGCCCCCUUGGUACAAGUCAGCCCUCUUCAAUGAGCUGUAUUUCCUGGCAGACGGAGGGACCCUGUGGGUGGAGCUUCAGCCGGAAGACCCCGCGGCCUCCCUGGGGGCCUCCCUGGGCCUCUCCCAGCACCUUCCGGUCCUGAGGGAGUACGGGAGGUUUGCAUAUCUGGAAGGCCAGGAGUACCUCAUGUACAACACCUAUGACGUCCAUUUCUACGCCUCCUUCGCCCUCGCCAUGCUGUGGCCCAAACUGGAGCUGAGCCUGCAGUACGACAUGGCGGCCGCCAUCCUGAGCGAGGACACCCGGCCGCGCAUGUACCUGAUGAGCGGGCAGACAGCGCAAGUGAAGCUGCGCAAUGUGGUGCCCCAUGACAUCGGGGAGCCUGAUGACGAGCCCUGGCACCACCUCAACGCCUACCUGAUCCACGACACGGCUGCCUGGAAGGACCUGAACCUGAAGUUUGUGCUGCAGGUGUAUCGCGACUUCUACCUCACAAAAGACUCUGCAUACCUGCGGGACAUGUGGCCCAUCUGCCAGGCCGUGAUGGAGUCGGAGCUGAAGUUUGACAAGGACGGCGACGGCCUCAUCGAGAACUCUGGCUUCGCCGACCAGACCUACGACGCCUGGGUGGUGACGGGCGCCAGCUCCUACUGCGGAAGCCUGUGGCUGGCGGCUCUCAGCAUGAUGUGCAAGAUGGCGGAGCUCCUGGACAAGGAGGAUGCCCGGCAGACGUACUCUGCCAUCCUGGUGAAGGGCAGUGCGGCCUUUGAGAAGCUGCUCUGGAACGGGAAAUACUAUAACUACGACAGCAGCAGCAGCACCUCCUCGGACAGCAUCAUGUCCGACCAGCUGGCUGGGCAGUGGUUCCUCCGCGCUUGCGGCCUGGGAGAGGGCAAGUCUGAGGUGUUUCCCCAGAGCCACGUGCUGAGCGCCCUGAAGACCAUCUUCGAGCGGAACGUCAUGAGCUUCUCCCAGGGGACGAUGGGCGCCGUCAACGGCAUGCGCCCCAGCGGGGUCCCGGACCACUCCAGCGUCCAGUCGGACGAGGUUUGGGUUGGUGUUGUGUAUGCCCUGGCCGCCACCAUGAUCCAGGAGGGGCUGGUCCAGGAGGGCUUCCGCACGGCCGAGGGCUGCUACCGGACGGUGUGGGAGAGGCUGGGCAUGGCCUUCCAGACGCCCGAGGCCUAUUGCCAGAGGAGGGUCUAUCGCUCGCUGGCCUACAUGCGCCCCCUCAGCAUCUGGAGCAUGCAGCUGGCCUUGGAGCGCAGGGGGGCCGGGGAGGCCCAGGCGCCCCCCACUUCCUCACAGGCCUCUGACCCCCCCACCGCCAUGAGCCCAUGAAGUGGCUCCCUCCUU
Lacerta agilis (Sand lizard) is the source of this 2667-nucleotide messenger RNA. It is a transcript of the gene GBA2, whose product is annotated as glucosylceramidase beta 2. Gene Ontology annotation, cellular component: membrane. The record is from RefSeq and is a predicted model, not a curated record. Gene Ontology annotation, molecular function: beta-glucosidase activity; glucosylceramidase activity. Gene Ontology annotation, biological process: glucosylceramide catabolic process; central nervous system development; carbohydrate metabolic process. The transcript is spliced from 17 exons. NCBI's taxonomy places the organism in Eukaryota, Metazoa, Chordata, Lepidosauria, Squamata, Lacertidae. The coding region runs from base 16 to 2652 and encodes 878 amino acids.